Messenger RNA from Plectropomus leopardus (leopard coralgrouper), 492 nucleotides. RefSeq names its product calcitonin/calcitonin-related polypeptide, alpha (gene calca). The record is from RefSeq and is a predicted model, not a curated record. Lineage: Eukaryota; Metazoa; Chordata; Actinopteri; Perciformes; Serranidae. Gene Ontology annotation, biological process: regulation of cytosolic calcium ion concentration; adenylate cyclase-activating G protein-coupled receptor signaling pathway. Gene Ontology annotation, molecular function: hormone activity; calcitonin receptor binding. Gene Ontology annotation, cellular component: extracellular region.
UUCAAUUCUUCAUCAUCAGAAGAACUAUUAUCAUUCGAGCAUCAUGAUAAUGCUGAAACUCUGGACUCUCCUCCUUGCCUAUUCACUGAUCAUUUGUCAGAUGUACAUGUCACAGGCAGCUCCUUCCAGAACUAGUAAGGAGUCUCUGUUAGAUGGAGUCACACUUUCCAAUGAUGACGCCCAUACGUUACUCAGAGCUAUCAAGGAGUUCAUGCAGAUAACUGCAGAUGAGCAAGACCACCAAACAGAUGAUGGAAACAGUAACACAACAGCACAGAAGCGGGCAUGCAACACAGCAACUUGUGUAACCCACCGCUUGGCUGACUUCCUCAGCCGGUCAGGAGGACUAGGACACAGCAACUUCGUUCCCACCAACGUGGGUGCCCAGGCGUUUGGCAGACGGAAGCGGCGUGGCCCUGUGUGAGCACAAGAGCAGAUACAUGGACUAAGUGCCUCAUUUGAGUGACAAAACAACAUCAUCAUCUACCUGCA